Messenger RNA from Sapajus apella (tufted capuchin), 1458 nucleotides. RefSeq names its product mucin-3A-like. The annotation marks the transcript as partial. Lineage: Eukaryota; Metazoa; Chordata; Mammalia; Primates; Cebidae. The transcript has a single exon. The record is from RefSeq and is a predicted model, not a curated record.
ACCUCACACAGUACCCCCAGCUUCACCUCUUCAAUCCCCACCACACAGACCACCUCACACAGAACUCCCAGCUUCACCUCUUCAUUCCCCACCAUGGAGACUACCUCACACACUACUCCCAGUUUCACCUCUUCAAUCUUCACCACUGUGACCAUCUCACACAGUCCUCCCAGCUCUACCUCUUCAAUAGCCACCACUGAGACCAUCUCACACAGUACUCCCAGCUUCACCUCUUCAAUCUUCACCACAGAGUCAACCUCAAACAGUACUCGCAACUUCACGUCUUCAAUCCCUACCACAGAGACCACCUUACUGAGUACUCCCAGCUUCACGUCUACAACCUUCACCACCGAGACCACUUUACACACUACUUCCAGCUUCACCUUAUCAACAGCUACCACUGAGACCACCUCAUACAGUACUCCCAGCGUUACCUCUUCAAUCCCGACCACCAAGACCACCUCACACAGUACUCCCAGCUUCACCUCUUCCAUCCGUACCACUGAGACCACCUCACGUAGUACUCCCAGCUUCACCUCUUCAAUCCCCACCUCCGAGAUGACCUCAAACACUACUUCCACCUUCACCUCUUUAAUACCCACAGCCAAGAUCACCUCACACAGUACUCCCAACUUCAUGUCUUCAAACCCCACAACCGAGACCACCUCAUAUAGUACUCCCAGCUUCACCUCUUCAAUCCGAACAACUGAGACCACCCCACACAGUUCUCCGAUCUUCACCUUGUCAAUCCCCACAACUGAGACCACAUCACAAAGUACUCCCAGCUUCACCUCUUCAAUCCCCACCACCGAGACAACCUCACACACUACUCCUGGCUUCACCUCUUCAAUCUUCACCACUGAGACCACCUCACACAGUACUCCCAGCUUCACCUCUUCAAUAGCCACCACUGAGACCACCUCACACAGUACUAUCAGCUUCACCUCUUCAAUCUUCACAACCGAGACCACCUUACACACUACCUCCAGCUUCAGUGCUUCAAUCCCCACAACUGAGACAAUCUCAGAAAGUACUCCCAGCUUCACCUCUUUGAAACCCACCACGGAGACCAUCCCACACACUACUCUCAGUGUCACCUCUUCAAUCCCCACGACCAAGACAACCUCACACACUACUUCCAGCUUCAUUUCUCCAAUCCCCACUGUAAAGACCACCUCAAACACUACUCCUAGCUUCACCUCUCCAAUUUUCACCUCCAGGAGAACCUCACACAGUACUCCCAGCUUUACCUUUUCAAUCCACAGCACUGGGACCACCUCAUACAGUACUCCCAACUUCACUUCUUCAAUUCCUACAACCGAGGCCACCUCAGGAAGUACUCUCAGCUUUACCUCUUCAAUCCCAACCACAGAGAUCACCUUUCACACUACUUCCAGCUUCACUUCUUCAAUACCCACCACCGAGACCACCUCACACAGUACCCCCAGCUUCACCUCU